UGCGGUUCCGCUUCCCUGCCUGAUUCGGCUGUGUGGCGUAAUUUUUUUGAUCGACAAAAAAAGAUAGAUAUCUCUGCGACUCUACCCAUCACAACCUCCAUUGAAAAUAUUCAUUUGUAAAUAUUUUUUCUCUUUUACUCUCAACAAUGGUGGAAACUUCUGCUUUGUGUUUCGCAUCAUAUACACCAUUGUCAAACAAUAAUCGAAACUUUCGUCAAAUUCCUCCCUAUAUCUCCUCCACGUUAUCUCUUUUUACUAAAAACACGAACAUUCAUCGCCAACCCUGCUUCUUGAUUCAAUCAAUUUCUUCUCGAUUUUUCCGAUUCACGGUGAAAGCUUCUCCCGGUGAUCAUUUUGAGUUUGGUUGUGGCUCUUACCCGUGGGAUCCUCAAUCUCCCAAUUCGGAUUCUGAUAUUCAGUGGGUUCGUGAGGAAAAAAUCACAAUGUUCACUUCAGAUGGGCUUAUUCAACUUGGAGGUUCUUUGGUACCUAGACGAAUUUCUUCAUCCAAGAAGGAGCAGGGUAAGGUGAAAAUUCCUCCAAGGUAUCAGCGCUUUCAGGAGAGUGAUUACAUGGAUCCAAAGCAAAGCCUUUGUCUGGGUGCGCUUUUUGAUAUUGCAGCAACAAAUGGCCUUGAUAUGGGUAGAAGGCUUUGCAUCAUUGGCUUUUGUCGCUCAAUUGAGAUGCUUAGUGAUGUUGUUGAAGACAGUGUACUGGAACAAGGUUGUUAUCGCAGAGAAAGCAACAGAGGGUGGUUUGCAGGAGAAAUUGAGCAUGACUGUUGCUGUACCGCUGCUUUGGGGUGUUCCUCCUGCAUCUGAGACGCUCCAUCUUGCUGUUAGAAGUGGUGGGGGGAUUGUGCAGAAGAUCUUUUGGCAGUGGCACUUCAGGUAAAUAUAAAGCUUCUGACUAAGUUGGUCACUCUAACCCAUCAAUGAUCAAUUUGCACUGUAUAUAUGCUUUAGAACAACAUUGUAUAUUUCAGAAACUGUAAAUUUGUGCAAACCAUUCAAUCGAAAGCUCUAUAAUAUGUAACCAUUUUCCUCUUCA
This is a messenger RNA of Amaranthus tricolor (Joseph's coat), 1050 nucleotides long. RefSeq lists its product as uncharacterized. Lineage: Eukaryota; Viridiplantae; Streptophyta; Magnoliopsida; Caryophyllales; Amaranthaceae. The transcript is spliced from 5 exons. The record is from RefSeq and is a predicted model, not a curated record. The coding region runs from base 147 to 821 and encodes 224 amino acids.